AGUGAGGAUAAUUUAUUUUACCCUGCAAGGAUAUCGACCGACAAACGCGGCGCAGCCUUCAGUCUGCCCAGUCGUACACAGCUCACAACCCGCGGAUUUACAAUCAACAAUUGACACAUACACCUGCCCGGGAAACAUUUAUCUCAUAUCUGUAUACUUCCUUAAUGAGUUGUUUCAAAUGCAUGUGAACCGCCUCCGGAGGACCGGGUUGUGCAUAGUCAGGUCUGCAACAGCUGAUUCUGGUGGUGGUAUGUGUCUCCAAACAUGGUCUAGCUAAAGUUUCUGAAGAAGCAGCAGCCCGCUUGCACUGAGUCAGGAUGUCCAGUAGCUCGGGCUACCCCCCCAGCCAGGGGAGCUUCAGCAGCGAGCAGGGCCGGUACCCGCAGCAUUCUGUCCAGUACACGUUCUCCGGCUCACGGCACCAACAGGAUUUCACCGUCCCUGACUAUCGGACUCAUAUGCAAGAUGCACAGGGUCGGAGGAGACCCUCUUUACUGUCUGAAUUCCACCCUGGAACUGAAAGGCCUCCAGAGAGGCGCCAUGGUUACGAACAGCAGUUUCACUCCAUGUCAGCCCAGUCAGAGCAUGACUCCUUGGAUGCUAAACGCCCUCGCAUGGAGACUGUUGUUGAGGGCCACAUCAGUCGCGCACCUCCCACUGCUGGGGGUGUAGUCCUGCCCAUGACCCACUCAGUACAGGACGGUCUGAGAAACGCUGCCGAAGUCAAAAAGGAAUCUCAGUUCUCUGUCAAAGAGGAGUCCCGGUCUUCAGGAGGACAUCCUCUACACAUGGGCGAUGAUCAGGAUGCGUCUCCUUCCAAACUAUCCAAAGAGGAGCUGAUCCAGAGUAUGGACCGUGUGGACAGAGAGAUUGCGAAGGUGGAACAGCAGAUUUUCAAGCUGAAGAAAAAGCAGCAACAACUUGAGGAGGAAGCAGCAAAGCCAGUAGAGCCAGAGAAGCCAGUGACCCCUCCCCCAGUGGAGCACAAGCAUCGCAGCAUAGUCCAAAUCAUCUACGACGAGAACAGGAAAAAAGCUGAAGAGGCCCAUAAAGUACUGGAAGGUCUUGGUCCUAAGGUUGAGCUGCCUCUCUACAAUCAGCCAUCAGACACAAAGGUGUACCAUGACAACAUCAAGACCAACCAAGUCAUGCGGAAGAAGCUGAUUUUGUUUUUUAAGAGGAGGAACCAUGCGCGUAAACAAAGGGAACAGAAUAUAUGCCAGCGCUACGACCAGCUGAUGGAAGCAUGGGAGAAGAAGGUUGAGCGAAUGGAGAACAACCCCAGACGCAAAGCCAAGGACAGCAGAACACGGGAGUACUAUGAAAGGCAAUUCCCUGAAAUCCGCAAGCAGAGAGAGCAGCAGGAACGCUUCCAGAGGGUUGGGCAAAGAGGAACGGGCCUUUCUGCAACAAUUGCCAGAAGCGAGCAUGAGAUCUCUGAAAUCAUUGAUGGCCUUUCUGAACAGGAGAACAACGAGAAACAGAUGAGACAACUGUCCGUUAUUCCUCCCAUGAUGUACGACUCGGAGCAGAGGCGAGUGAAGUUCAUUAACAUGAACGGCCUGAUGGACGACCCCAUGAAAGUUUACAAAGCCCGGCAGUUCAUGAAUGUUUGGACCGAACACGAAAAGGAGAUCUUUAAGGAGAAAUUUGUCCAACACCCCAAGAACUUUGGCCUGAUUGCCUCCUACCUGGAGAGAAAGUGUGUGGCUGACUGUGUCCUUUACUACUAUUUGACCAAGAAGAACCACAACUACAAGACGCUGGUGAGGCGAAACUAUGGAAGACGGAGAGGAAGGAACCAGCAAAUAACGCGUCCCUCACAAGAAGAAAAGUCUGACGAAAAAAACGAAGAGGAGAAAACUGAGAAAUCAGAGAAAAAAGAGGACGAGGAAAAGAAGGACGAGGAAGAGAAAGAUGAUAAGGAAGAUCCUAGGGACAUUGGCAAGGACAAAGAAAAGUGUGACGGUGGGGAGGACGAGGACGGAAAGGAGCAGAACACGCCGCGUGGCAGGAAGACUGCCAACAGCCAGGGCCGACGUAAGGGAAGGAUCACCACACGCUCCAUGGCCAAUGAGGCCGCAACUGUGGCGGCUGAGGAGGGUGCUCCCGCCGCCCCUGAGCCCGCCUUGCCAGAUCCUCCACAGCCCCCCAAGUCUGAUCCAAUGCAAAAGUCCAUGAAGGAGCCUGCCAAACCCCAGACUCCAGUAUCUUCCAUGGAUACCAAUAAAGCCGGUGAAACCGGAGAAUCUUCUCGCUGGACCGAGGAGGAGAUGGAAGUCGCCAAGAAAGGGCUUGUUGAGCAUGGGCGAAACUGGACAGCCAUUGCCAAAAUGGUGGGCACCAAAAGCGAGGCACAGUGCAAGAAUUUCUAUUUCAACUACAAGAGACGUCACAACCUGGACAACCUGCUCCAGCAGCAUAAGCAGGACACACGGCGGGCACGUGCUGAUCGGUCUCACGGUGAAGGUCUUGCCUCGGCAUCACCUGAUGAUGACGACGAUGAUGACAAUGCAGAUGACAGUGACGGUGGCGACAACAGCUCUGAUACAGAGAGUGCGCCGUCACCCUCUCAGUCUGGCGACUCCAAGAGGGCCGACAGCACUCCAAGAGAUGCUCAUUGCUCUGACCAGGACAAAGGUCAAACCAGUAAUGGAAAGGCCCCGGAGCCUUUAUACAGAGGGCUCUGUGUCAAGGAAGAGAAAAGCCCAGAGAGUGAGACAGGAUCGCAGGAAGAAAAGGGCAGGAUGGCUUCCUAUGCAGCCCCAGUGCAUCCCAAGACUGAACCUCAGGAUGUUGACUUGAAGACUGGAGAGGUUCAGAUCAAGAUGGAGCCUGACAUCAAGGAAAGAGGCGAAAAGGGAGAUCAUGGUGAAAGGAACAGUGAACUCCACUCAGAUAAUGACUCCAGCGCCACCUGCAGUGCUGACGAGGAUGUGGAAGCAGAGUCCGAAAGACAGAGAAUAUUCUCCAUGGACAAGCCUACAUUGCUCAACCCUCCAGGCUCUGUGUUGGUGUCUUCACCCAAGCAAACCCAACUCAACAUUCAGCAGAUGCAGCAGCGGGCUGCCAACAUCCCCCCUAUGGUGCCGGGCCCUUUCGGCCCCGGUGGUGUGCCAAUCAGUGGCUUUGCCAUGUUGCAACACCAGAUCAAAGCCGUGCACGAGUCAGCACACCAAGAGGAGAAGCAGAGGCAGGAUCAGGGAGACCCGGAGCGCAGAGCGCCCUUCAACACACGCAGCCCCAGCGUGAUAGACAGAGAUGGUAAGGCCUUACCCUACAUGCCUUAUGAUAUGAAGCUCUCUCUGGACCAGGAGGUCCACUCUUGUCGACCAGGCUCUCCCUACAGACUCUCCCCCAGGGAGCUGAGCAAGGCCUCACCGCAGCCAGACCCCAAUUCCUCCCGCUACAGUGUGCCGCCAGUCCUCCACCCUGCCGCUAACCAGCUGGUGCAGAGUAUGACAGAUGGAGUCCGCGUGACAUUCAGCAGACCCAGUCGACCUCCCAACAUUCCCUCCCCGCCUCCUCUCAUUCCAACCACCAAGCCCACGGACAAGCCCUCCUUUAUCCAGGGUGGCUCCAUCUCACAGGGAACUCCUGGCACAUACCUGACGUCCCAUUCUGUAUAUGGUCCAGAGGGGACUAAGAGCACAGUGGGCUCCAUCUCUCUGGGUCUGCCUCGGCAGCAGGAUCCUAACAAGCCCGGAGGUGCCGUUUCAUCCAUGCAAGACGGCAGAGGCAACCCAUCAAAGAUGGGCGAGGGUCUGACGAUGAGAGGAUCCAUUACUCAGGGCACACCGGCCCAUUCACAGCCCAGCAUUGCUGCUGACCUCUUGAAGGGCACUAUCACAAAGUUGACCACAGAGGACCUGAACAACCCAGACAAGUCAAGGGGAGAACAGCUCUCUAAAGGUCAUGUCAUCUACGAAGGCAAGAGUGGUCACAUACUCUCGUAUGAUGCUAUCAAAAACCCCAGGGAAAACACCCGCAGCCCCAGAGCAGGCCAUGAGCUGAAACGUACCUACGACAUGAUGGAGGGACCAAUGGGCAGGGGACACCCAGGCAGGGAAGGAGCACCAUUUGAAGGGUUGAUCAGCAGAGCCUUGCCAAGAGAAGGUCCACAUGGAGAGCCUAAGGAAAGACCAUUGAUCACAGGAUCUAUCAUGCAAGGCACACCUAGAACAGCCGCGGAGACAUAUGAAGAUGCCAUGAAAUAUGGGAAACAGAUAAAGCGAGAGAGCCCACCGAUCCGCUCCUUUGAAGGGGGCAUCGGAAAGGGAAAGCCCUAUGAGGGAGUCAAUACUAUCAAAGAGAUGGGACGCUCCAUUCACGAAAUCCCCAGACAAGAUCAGCCGGGACAGGACCUCUGCAAGACCCCUGACCUGUCGGAAAGGAGAGUUAUAGAGGGCUCCAUGUCUCAGAUUCACCCUCUCAACCAGUCUACUAUUAAGCACAACGUUAAGUCCCUAAUCACCAGUCCGUCUAAGCUUCCCCACAAUAUGCCCCAGCUUGAGGCCAUGGAACGCGCCAAGUACGAGGAGGGAAAGGCAGUUCGCCACACCGUGGUCAACUCCACCGGUUCUGUUCUGCGCUCCACUCAUCAGGAGGCCAGCAAAUCCCAACUUAGCCCCAGCAUGUAUGAGGACGCUAAUGCUCGCAGGACCCCCCUCAAUUACAGCACCAAUCCUGUGUCCAGAGGGUCACCCAUGUUGGGACGUGGGCCAGAGGGUGUUUUAAGCUCUGUGAAACCUGCUGCUCAUGAAAGAAAAAGUACAAUCACACCAACACAGAGAGACAAUGUCCCAGCAAAGUCUCCAGUGUUGGGUGGUGACCCUCAUCCAGGAUCCUCCCACAGCCCUUUCGACCCCCACCACCGGCCCGUCGGUCCAGGGGAAGUAUACAGACCCCACCUGCCUCCACAUCUCGACCCUGCCAUGGCUAUGACGCUCCACAGAGGGCUAGAUCCUGCGUUCAUGUUCCCCAGGCAGCAGUCUCCAACAGGCUACCACAACACCUACCAGCUGUACACCAUGGAGAACACACGGCAGACGAUCCUCAAUGAUUAUAUCACCUCCCAGCAGAUGCAAGUCAUCCGACCUGACAUGGCCAGAGGGUUGUCACCACGGGAACAGCCUGGCGCUAUCCCUUACGCAGCCGGGGCUCGAGGGAUUAUUGAUCUAGCCCAGAUGCCUCCAACUAUCCUGUUGCCUCACCCUGGGGGAACAGGUGCGCCCACUUUGGAACGCAUCGCCUACCUCCCCGGUGCUCAGCCCCCUUUCCCUCCUAGGGCUUUCAACCCAACCUCCAUAUCGCCAGGCCACCAAGCCCACCUUGCUGCUGCUGCCAAUGUGGAAAGGGAACGGGAGCAGCGGGAUUGGGAGCAGAGGGACAGGGAGCAGCAGGAUAAAGAAAGAGAAAAGGAAAGGGAAAGAGAGCACCGAGAGAGGGAACGGGAAAUGCGGGAGAGAACCAAUGAAUACCUCCGUGGAGGUGGACCAGAGCAGCCAGGACGGCCAGGAAGUCGAGGUUACCUUCACUCCCCUUCUCCCUCGCUCAGGACGCAGGAUGUUGUGGUUCAGCAGCGACCUAGCAUCUUCCAGGGCAAGAGUGUCAUCACUGCUCUAAUACCCCAUUCAGCAGCAGCGUCUGCAGCAGCACAGAGUAGCUCGCGCUACAGUACUGCGGCUGAUGCUCUGGCUGCUCUGGUGGACGCCGCUGCCGCUGCCCCACAGAUGGAUGUGGCCAAGGUGAAGGAGAGCAAACACGAACGGGAUGACAACAUGUCUUCGUCGACUGCGUCUCGGCGAGCGGCUAGCCUCUCCGAACAGCAACAGCAGCAGCAGCAGCAACAACAACAACAACAACAGCAGGAGGCAGAGAGGCGAUCUAUGCAGUCUCCAUAUGGCGUCAUGUCUCUGCCAGGGGGUAAACCCCAUCCAGUUUACUCUGAGGCCCCUGGAGUUGGGAAUAAGGACAAGGGCCCUCAAACCUCAAAGUCCCGCAUCGAGGAGGAGCUUCGGACACGUGGAAAGACGACCAUCACAGCCGCUAACUUCAUAGAUGUCAUCAUCACACGGCAGAUAGCCUCAGACAAGGACUCACGAGAGCGAGGCUCUCAGAGUUCUGACUCCUCAAGCAGCUUGUCAUCCAGUCGAUACGAAAACCCUGGCGGAGGAGCCAUUGAGGUGAUAAGCCCUGCUAGCUCCCCAGUCCAGCCUCAACAGGAAAAAUCCGAGGAAGGGCAACAAAAGGCAGCAAGUAUGAACACACCAACUCCGUUUGAGCAUAUGAUAUUUUCGACUGGCAUGCGGGGAUACGAUAUGAGUCGUUACCGGUCGUCGGGGGAGCCACCCCAGCCCCCGUCCUCCCAGAUUGAGGGCUACUCCCAGGUUACCAAGACUCACAGGGUCAUGACCUUGGCAGACCACAUUUCGCAUAUUAUAACCCAGGACUUCGCCCGGAAUCAGGACCCUCCUCCUGUCUCCUCAUCUUCGGCCCCAUUCCAGAGCACGGCACCACACGUUUCCUCUUCAGGGCGAUCCAAGAUGCCCAGCCGCUACAGUCCUGAAAAUCAAGUCUCAGCUGCACACCACCAGAGACCUUCCAGCAGAGUUUCCCCAGAAAAUGCCUCUGACAAGCUUAGAUCGAGGCCGGGUAAAUCUCCAGAGCGUGGUGUCAGGCAGAUGGAGCAUUAUGAACCCAUCUCUCCACCACAGAGCUACCAAGGCAUGGACAAACCGGAGACGACCGGGCCUCCUCCGCAGAGGAGAGAGGCCGAGAACCCUGAGAUCAGGAAUGACUCGCGGUCCCCAGGGAGCGGCAGCUAUCUGCCUGCCUUCUUCACCAAGCUGGAGAACACUUCGCCAAUGGUUAAAUCAAAGAAGCAGGAGAUCUUUCGUAAGUUGAACUCCAACUCUGGUGUUGGUGAUUCUGAUGUUGGAAACGCACAACCGGGCACAGAGAUUUUCAACUUGCCUGCAGUUACCAGCUCAAGCAGCAUCAACCCCAGGAGUCACUCAUUUAGUGACCCGGCCAGUAACCUGGGCCUGGAGGACAUCAUCCGCAAAGCCUUGAUGGGUAACUUGGAGGAGAGACAGGAGGAGCACCAGGGAGGAGUAGGGGCUCACGGGGCCUUGAGCAACACACCCGGCCAAGGCAGCGACACACGCCAGGAGGCCAACCCGUCACCCAGCAUGGCCACAGGGAAGCAGAAGCACAGCAAAGCCAGCACCCGGAAAUCCAAGUCCCCUAACCUUGGUCAGGCCUACGCCGGAGGGGAGCGUCCGUCUUCUGUGUCCUCCGUCCACUCAGAGGGAGAUUAUCACAGACAAGCCCAACCCCAAUGGGGCUGGGACGAUCGACCUUCGUCCACAGGAUCCAUGCAGUUUCCUUACAACCCGCUGACCAUGCGCAUACUGAGCAGCACGCCACCCACCUCCAUGGCUUCCCCCUCCAUGCAGCAGCAUCAACAUCAACUACAGCACCACAACCAGCAGCAGCAGCAACAGCAGCAGCAGCAGCAGCAGCAGCAGCAACAACAACAACAACAGCUGCAGCCGCCUCCAGCUGGAGCCCCGGUGGCCCAGCAGCGUGUGUGGUCUUUGCUAUCAGAGCAAUACGAGACCCUGUCUGACAGCGACGACUGAGCCCUCCUCAAUACAGCUCCAAAAACCAGAAGAGAGGCCUGCGCCAAGGCUCAUCUUUUCACCUCCCCCUCCCCAACCCCAUACCAUAUCUCCCAGAACUAUCCUCAAUGGUGACAGUGUCCUUUUUAUUUUUGGUGCUAUGGCACCCACUGGUUGUUAGCCAGAGUGUUCAAGCAACAUUCUCUGACGGGAGGCUCUCCAGAGCAAAACUGGCUUUGUUCUGAAGGCACUCACCCAGCCUGUAAUAAACAAGACGCGAAGGGGAUAUCAUGAGCUAAGGGGAUGAGCUAUAGUAAAGAGGAGGAGCUUAAAAUGAGAGACUAUUUCCUAAUUUUGGAGAUUUCUGUAAAGAUGUACCUUGUCUUUAAGAAAACCAUUGUAUGUAAAUAGAGUAACCUUUUGCAGUGUUUUUCUUAACUUGAAGAUUUCUUAUUUUAAUGUUGCUUUUAAAUUGAUCCACUUUAAUUGGGAAGAAUGAGGGUGUAUUCUUAAGUAUCAAAGUUGGUCUCUCCCAGUCCACCCCAACCCCACAACCUGACAGCCACUCUAAUAUUUUUACAAUAGCGACGCCAAGAGAGAUCGGACACUUGAUUUGUCCUUGACCACGAGUGGAGCACAGUGACACCAUGCCAUUUCUGUGCCACCAGACCACCAGAGUGUGAACAUGUGCACAUUCGAGGAUGGAAACGCAACACAGACUAGAAUUUCAAACGGCAACGAUAUUCGAUGACCAUCUACGUCACGCAGUGGAGAUGAUGCAUGGAAUGUAACUAUCGGAUGGUAGCGGUAACUUCUCGGGCCGUUCUAGACGGAGACGGGUCUUCAAAACAAGUUGAGAACACUGGUGUCAUAGCAGAAAGAUGAAAAGUCUUAUAUAAGCUUAAUCUUACCGGAAAAUAUAUUCUAAUUUCUACUUCUGAACCCCGUCUGAACAAUGAAAGUGAGCCAAUGUUUUUUCUUUUCAAUAGAGCUGUCCAUGGAGUGUCACAUGUCUCUCGACAGUUUCCAACCUGUCCAGAAUGAUCUGCUCUGCAAUGUUGUCAUGGUGAAAUAAAAUACUAUGUCAGGUUUUGCUAUGCCUUGUGACUUGAGAAAAAGGCAGCUUUAACUAAUUUUCUCAGAUAUUCGUUUGUGUCUGGUGUAUGUAUUUGUUUCUGUAGUCCUUCCCUUUGUUCCCUUUUUUCUUUUUGAUACUGUCCUGACAAAUCUGAACUCUGUAAGUUUUUUUUCAUCACACAAAAACAAAACUAACCAAACAAAGAAUGGGCUGCACCAUUGUUGCACUUUUUUUGCUUUGUAGCUUGCGACAAAAGAAGCAUACUACCUGCUGUGUAACUUAUUCGACCUCCAGCAUAGGAGUAUACUAAGCUGUGCUUGAUCUUUCCCAACACUCACAGAAAUCUGGAUGUUUUGUACCUGUCUUGUACCUGGUACAUGAUUCUGCAGGGUUGAGACUUGCAUCAUAGUUAUCAAUUUUAAGUGUAUGGUACUGUUAAAUGUUUAAGAGUUUCCUGCCAUGGGGAUUCAUGUCAGUGAAUGUCGGCUUAAUCGCAGCUUUCAUUGUGUCAAUCACAUGGCAUAAGGUGCUCAGUAUGAAUUAUUAUAGGUCAACUUCAUAAAUGGUAGUAAUGUUCUUUUUAAAGUGUGCGAAGAACAUGCCACACUUGGGCUCUCAGCUUUCACUUUUCUCAGUUAACAACCCGUUCUGCUUCAAACUAGAUAUUUCCUUUAUUUUCAUUUUGCAUCAUUGUUAGAUUUUUAAUUUUCUGUCAUUUGCAGCAUCUUUGUAAUUAAUCCUGUUUACACCGGAUGGUAUGUGUUUACAAAGGCAAUGACAAAAAAAGUUUACAGACUUGAAUCUUAAAGCAAUCUGACAUGAAGCUGAAAAAGAAUUGGAGCGCUUUUUCAGCUCUAUCCAACACACGGUAACUUUUUUUGUUAUUUCUUUUUGCAAUUGAGGCUUGAAAACCCGUGUAUCUUAUGAUGUUGAAAUGCAAUGUUUGUAUCGCACAAUGUCUCUUAGGCUAUUACAAGAGUUCAGACCAAUCAAAUAAAGUGGAUCAGUUCUCCACCACUGAAAA
Pungitius pungitius (ninespine stickleback) is the source of this 9727-nucleotide messenger RNA. RefSeq names its product nuclear receptor corepressor 1 (gene ncor1). Bases 318 to 7646 code for a protein of 2442 amino acids. The transcript has 47 exons. The record is from RefSeq and is a predicted model, not a curated record. Gene Ontology annotation, cellular component: chromatin. NCBI's taxonomy places the organism in Eukaryota, Metazoa, Chordata, Actinopteri, Perciformes, Gasterosteidae. Gene Ontology annotation, molecular function: nuclear thyroid hormone receptor binding; transcription corepressor activity. Gene Ontology annotation, biological process: negative regulation of transcription by RNA polymerase II.